AUGGGUCAAGAGCAAUCAAAACUAUUUAAGCGCUAACCUUGUACCUUACAAUAUAAAUAUGAUGAACAUGUAAGAACUAAUCUUAUAACAAUAGGAUGUAACAUUGAAAUUUGACCCAAAAAUAAAAAUGGGAUAUUAAAAACCUUUACGUUUUUAAGAAAUUGUCAAUAUAAAUCCAGCAUUACGAGAUUUAGACUAAGGUAAAAUUAAGUGCAUUUAAUAUAGAAUUCCUAAUAUAACUGCAAUAUUUACAUGAACAAGCACUCAAAUAAAUGAUUUUUGAUAAAUUAAAGAAAUGUGAUGAUUUAAUAAUAUUGUACUAAGCUACUAAAUUCAUUGUUAAUUGUACUUCAAAUGAAUGUCUCGAACUUAUUAACACUUUUAAUAUUAUUAAUAUUUUAACUUAAAAGUAAGAACAGGACCUAGAUAAAUAAAUAUUAAUUAUUAUUAUCAUACACAAUAUUGUUGGUAAACUACCCUCUAUUACUUUGGAAUAAUAACAUAUAUCCUGGCUCAUUAAACACAUGAAUCCAUAUAAUACUUUAAAUGUUGCUUUAAUAUUAUAGAUAUUAGCAGAUAUUUGUGUUAAUCAAGAUAAAUGUAUUGAGAAUAUCAUAGAAAUACUAAACAAACUCAAAGAUGAAGCAAAAUGGAGAUUUGCCACUGAACCCAUAUUUAAAAUCAUGGAAGUUUAAUAAAACUUAUAUUUAAUAAGAGAUGCAUGCACAUUUAUAAAUGCGUUAGCAGAGACUCAUUCUGAUGACUAAAUUUGUGAAUUAAUUAAAUAAUAAAUAUAGCAAUAUGGUCUAACGGUUAUAUAUGAUGAUGUAAAAUUAAAACUCAAAAAUUAAGAAUAUCAAAUAGCUCAUUGUUCUUAUGAACAUUCCAUGUAAUUCUUGUAUGACUAAAAGUAAAUUCCUCAUUAUUCUCAAGUUGAUAACUAUUAUUUUAAUAAUCUUUAUGAUUUUGAUCCCAAAAAACCAUUAAUAUUUAAAUAUGGAUAUUUUGAUGAGAUUUUUAAUACAGACCCAGACUAUUUUGAAAUACAAAAAAAUUAACUUUAAGUUUAAUUGGAUGUUUAUGAUUAAUUCAUUUAACCAAUCUUUAAUCUAAAUAAAACAAUAUUAGAAAGAUAAAAUCCAUUGUUUAUAUCUACAAUAACAAAAAAAGGAAGUGAGGAAGGUAUAGUUAAUGCUCUGAAAGGAUUGUGGGAUAGUAAAGGAACUGAAACAACAAAUUAAUAAAUUAUAUUGAAUGCCAUUAAAAAAGCAAAUUCAUUACUUGAAAUAUAAGAAUUACUUAUUAAAUUAAAUGAAGAAUCUUCCGGAGUUACUGUUCUCUCUAGAUUGAUUGAUUUAUUGACAAGAAAGUUCGAUCAGAUUAUGGCAGAUCAAAAGAAAAGAGAUUAAAUGAGAAAAGACAGAGAUGAAGGAUAUAAAUAAUAAAUUGUAAUCUCUAUUUAUAUUUUAGGCUUAUUUACAAUUAGAAAUUAAACAGAGAAGUACACAAGAAAAUUAAAGAGAUUUAAAAAACCUUAAUGAAAAACUAAGUCUACUCAUUGAAGAAAAUUAAAAAUUAUAAGAUCAAAGCUAAUAAUACUCAUAACUCAAAAAUAAAUUCUAAGAUAUGAAUGUUUAAUUGUUAGAAGCUUAGAAAGUUAUGGCUAAAGCAUAAUAAGUUGCAGAAUUAGAAUCAAAAUUAGAAGAGUAUGCAAGUGAAAUAAAUCGAUUAAAAACAACUCAUAUUCAACCUUAAUUAUGUAAAAUAUAAGCAUCAGAUGGAGGUUCUGAACCUCCACCAAAUCCUUCUGAAAAUAUUACAACAGUUUAAAAAAACUCUUAAUAGGUUGCUCCACCACCACCUCCUCAAACUCCAUAGGCUAUAUCUACUAACAAUAAUUCAAUGCUUCCACCUCCUCCACCACCACCACCUCCUCCUCCUCCAGGUGGUAAGAUUGGAGCUCCACCUCCACCACCACCACCACCACCUCCUGGAACUAAAGCCGGAGGUCCUCCUCCACCACCUCCUCCACCUGGUGGAAAAGCUCCUCCUUUACCAAAUACAAAAUCUGCAGUACCAACAAAACCUAAGUGUAAACCAACAGUUCCAAUGAAAGGAUUAAGUUGGAAUAUUUUAAAACCAGAUUAAAUUGGAAAUUCAGUAUUUUAAGGAAUGAAUGAAAAUGAAAUUAAAUUUGAUGUUAAGUCUUUAGAAGAGAAAUUUGCUUCUAAACCAGCUAAAUAAAUGCAAUAAAGCAUUGGUGUAAGUGAUAAAAAAAAAGAAGUAUAGAAAAUAAGUUUAUUGAGUGGGGAAAGAACAAAAAAUAUUGAACUUAUAUUAGGUAAAUUAAGAAUGAGUAAUGAAAAAAUAAAGAAUGCUUUAUUGGAAUGUGAUAAAUCUGUCUUAAAUUUAAAUGUGAUAGAAUCUUUAUUAAAUGUUGUUCCAAGUGAUUAAGAAAAAUCAUUGUAUGCAAAUCCAGAAGAAUUAGAUAAAGAGACUUUAUAGUUAUCAGAUCUAUUUUACUUAGAAUUAUGUUAGGUUCCUGCUCAUGGAGAUAGAAUGUAGGCUAUUAAGGCUGAGUUUUAAGGAAUGGAUAUGUGUAAUGAAUGUAGAGGGAAAUUAAAACAAUUAAAAAAGGGAUUUGAAUUAUAAAAAAAUGAUGAGCCAUUUAAAUUAUUGAUAAAAUGCACAUUAGCUAUAGGUAAUUAUGUAAAUGGUGAUUCUGCAAGAGGAGGAGCUUUUGGUUUUAAAAUAGAUGCUAUAACAAAAGCAGCAGAUAUAAAGAGUGCAGAUGGAAAAGAGACAUUAUUAAUGAGUAUUGUAUAAGAAUGUGAAUAAAUUUAUGAAAAAUAAGGAAAGGGAUUAUUUUUUUCAAAUGAUCGGAUGGAUCUUUUAGACUUUAUGUGUAGAUUACCUGUUUCAUAGAUGAUUAUUGAUAUAAAUGAAAUAAAGAAGGUGUAAAAGUUUGUUUAGAUUGCUAUAAAGAGUUAAUCUAAGCAUCCUAAUGAUAAAGUAAGUAAAUUUGAAGAAUUAUCAUAAUAACUUUUAUUAGAAAUAACAGAUUUAUCUUAACUACUAUCUACAUGUGAAUAAUUAUACUCUGAUUUAUGUAUAUUUUAUUGUGAGAAUCCAAAAACAUUGUAAAGUGAUGUAUUUUUCUAAUCUAUUUAAUCAGUUUGGAAUAAUUGUAUAAAAGUAUAUAAUUUAAUAUUUUAAGUCAAAACAAUAAAUAGAAAAGUUAUAAUAAAUGAAAAUCAAAGAAGAAUAAAGGAAUAAAUUAGACUAACAGAAGAAACAACAAUAACCAAUGACAAAUUAGACUAAUAUGAAUGAAUCAUUGCCUAAAAGAGUAGGUGCAUUACAAUAGUUAUAAUAAUCAUUAACAAUUGAUGCAGUUAAUUAAUUAAGAAUGAUGAAAUAAAGUAAGAAUGAAAAUAAUUGAUUAUGUGUAUUUAUAUAAUGNAACUUAUAUUAGGUAAAUUAAGAAUGAGUAAUGAAAAAAUAAAGAAUGCUUUAUUGGAAUGUGAUAAAUCUGUCUUAAAUUUAAAUGUGAUAGAAUCUUUAUUAAAUGUUGUUCCAAGUGAUUAAGAAAAAUCAUUGUAUGCAAAUCCAGAAGAAUUAGAUAAAGAGACUUUAUAGUUAUCAGAUCUAUUUUACUUAGAAUUAUGUUAGGUUCCUGCUCAUGGAGAUAGAAUGUAGGCUAUUAAGGCUGAGUUUUAAGGAAUGGAUAUGUGUAAUGAAUGUAGAGGGAAAUUAAAACAAUUAAAAAAGGGAUUUGAAUUAUAAAAAAAUGAUGAGCCAUUUAAAUUAUUGAUAAAAUGCACAUUAGCUAUAGGUAAUUAUGUAAAUGGUGAUUCUGCAAGAGGAGGAGCUUUUGGUUUUAAAAUAGAUGCUAUAACAAAAGCAGCAGAUAUAAAGAGUGCAGAUGGAAAAGAGACAUUAUUAAUGAGUAUUGUAUAAGAAUGUGAAUAAAUUUAUGAAAAAUAAGGAAAGGGAUUAUUUUUUUCAAAUGAUCGGAUGGAUCUUUUAGACUUUAUGUGUAGAUUACCUGUUUCAUAGAUGAUUAUUGAUAUAAAUGAAAUAAAGAAGGUGUAAAAGUUUGUUUAGAUUGCUAUAAAGAGUUAAUCUAAGCAUCCUAAUGAUAAAGUAAGUAAAUUUGAAGAAUUAUCAUAAUAACUUUUAUUAGAAAUAACAGAUUUAUCUUAACUACUAUCUACAUGUGAAUAAUUAUACUCUGAUUUAUGUAUAUUUUAUUGUGAGAAUCCAAAAACAUUGUAAAGUGAUGUAUUUUUCUAAUCUAUUUAAUCAGUUUGGAAUAAUUGUAUAAAAGUAUAUAAUUUAAUAUUUUAAGUCAAAACAAUAAAUAGAAAAGUUAUAAUAAAUGAAAAUCAAAGAAGAAUAAAGGAAUAAAUUAGACUAACAGAAGAAACAACAAUAACCAAUGACAAAUUAGACUAAUAUGAAUGAAUCAUUGCCUAAAAGAGUAGGUGCAUUACAAUAGUUAUAAUAAUCAUUAACAAUUGAUGCAGUUAAUUAAUUAAGAAUGAUGAAAUAAAGUAAGAAUGAAAAUAAUUGA
Paramecium pentaurelia is the source of this 4576-nucleotide messenger RNA. The record is from the annotation of a GenBank genome assembly. Lineage: Eukaryota; Ciliophora; Oligohymenophorea; Peniculida; Parameciidae.